Tribolium castaneum (red flour beetle) is the source of this 978-nucleotide messenger RNA. Its product is annotated as brachyurin. The coding region runs from base 108 to 941 and encodes 277 amino acids. The transcript is spliced from 5 exons. The record is from RefSeq and is a predicted model, not a curated record. Gene Ontology annotation, biological process: proteolysis. Lineage: Eukaryota; Metazoa; Arthropoda; Insecta; Coleoptera; Tenebrionidae. Gene Ontology annotation, molecular function: serine-type endopeptidase activity.
AUCUCCAGUCUAUGUCGUCAAAAUUUCGAGAACCACUCGAGAUAAAAUCAAGGCCCACUUCCAGCUUCUAUAUAAAUAAGUGCCAAAAACAAUAUUAAACAACAAACAUGAAGCUGAUCAUCUGUGUUGUCCUUGGUGUGGCUCUGGCCCAAGCCACGCAACUUAAACCAGCCCACGUCAAACCACUCUUCCCGCCACGAAGACCCUCCAACUUCAAACCUGGUGUUCGAAUCACCGGAGGAGAUGAAGUAGUUCCCCAUUCAUUGCCCUACCAAGUCGGCCUCCUUAUCCCCACAGAGGAAGGUACAGCUUUCUGUGGCGGUUCCCUCCUUUCCCCAACCACGGUCCUCACAGCGGCCCAUUGUGGAGAAUUGGCCACCACCAUUGAAAUCGUGCUAGGAGCCCACAAAAUCCGGGAAGAAGAACCGGAACAAAUCCGAGUUAACAGCAGCGAAGUUAUAGUUCACCCGGACUGGAAUCGCUUGCUUCUCCAAAACGAUCUUGCCAUUCUUCGAAUUGCCGAUGGAGUCGAGCUUAAUGAAAACAUAAACACGGUGCCACUACCGUCACGUGCCGAUGCCGAAAAGGACUAUUUGGAUGAUCUCGCCACUGCCAGUGGUUGGGGCAAAGACUCCGAUGCUGCAGAAACCAUCAGUGAUGUUCUCCGAUCUGUGCAGAUUCCAGUAGGGGAGAAUGGUGUUUGCAAUUUGUACUAUUUUGGAGUGAUUCAAGACACGCAUCUGUGUGCCCAUGGAGAUGAUGGUAAAUCCACCUGCAGUGGGGACUCCGGUGGCCCAUUGGUGGCCUCCACCGGUGAAUUGAUUGGUGUCACCUCCUUUGGCAUUUCCUUCGGCUGCGAAAUUGGAUGGCCCUCUGUGUACACUAGAGUCACCAAAUAUUUGGACUGGAUUGCGGAAAACUCUGAUGUUGUGAUUAAUUAAGUUUGUUGGAAAAAAAUAAUAAAAUGAUUCCACAAAA